GAAGUGUAGCAUCCGGUCCAACAGGGGGCAGCACUGACCGUUAGUCCUGCAGCUAAUGCCAAUGUUCUGUUUACAAACAGAGACCGGAAGAUAGCGUUAGCUUAAGGUAGCUUCGUAUUGCAAAAUAAAUAAGUCACUUCUGUGGUUUACGUCGUCUGGAUAAUAAUUUUAAAGCAAGGUAACUUUGGGUUAUGGUACCGAAUCAUGUGCCUUAUGUCGUCUUAAGUUCUAAAGCUUUGUGGAUCUAAAUAUACUGCUGAAGCUAAGCUAACCUCUUUGCUAAUGCUAAUAAAGGCUGGUUAACAACCCCUUCAUUUUAAGAGAGAUACAUUGACGCACUGUAAUUUAUGGUAAAUCACAUGUGUGAGGUAGAUUUCAGGAUUAACCCAACGGAUUACUACUUGCCCUGUAAAAUAUAAACAUACCUACGUUAGCUUGCUAGCUUACUAGCUACAGUCCUUAAUGUCAUACCAGACUCAGUGUGAAGCAGUGUAAGAGAAUCAUUACUUCCGUAUCAGUAUGCUGCUGUUGCUUCAGAAUUGUUUAAAAAUAGCAGUUUAUUGCUCAGACUAACUUUCAGUUAAACAACUUCAAUAACUGGUUGAACUUUAAACCUGACUCUAAACUCUCUCAUUAUGGCUGCUUUAGGCUUUAAUCCUGCCAGCGGCCAAGAUCUUUUCAGCAUUGACACAGUAGAACAAUCCAGCUCUAUAACAAACUGUGCCCUUAGUGGGGAAGAGGUCAGACAAUUUUACGAAAAUGUAAUGAAAGAUAGUCAAGGGCAAGACAAAUCAAGGAGGAGAGCAACUAGCAAGGGUGAUAAUGGCCGAGAGCAUCAGAGGGACAGAGAGCCCAAUAGAAGAGAGAGGAGGAGAGCCAGGGCCGCAGAGAUGCAGCAGGCUCAAACAGACUUUGUAGUUCAGAGAGGGACGAGUAGUGAACGUGAAGGCAGCACAAGAAGAGACACAAUCAUCUCAGAAAGCACCAUGGAGCUCCUGGGGCUCAGGUUUCUGCGCUGUGCCAAUGAUGGUGACAUCUCUGGCCUGAAAGACCUGCUCUCAAAGGGUGUCGACAUCAACUUCCAGGAUACUUACUUUUGGACGGCAAUGAUGUGUGCAAGCUGGUCAGGACAAAGAGCAGCGGUGCGGCUGCUGCUGCAACACGGAGCAGCCUGGGUCGGAGUGGUUGAUACACAAGGCAAGGAUGCCAAAGACCUGGCGCUGGAAGCGGGCCACAAUGAGUUAUUGGAGGAGUUGGAGAGCUAUGGGACAAGUGCACAGAGAGACACACAAUCUGAGAGCAGUACGUCCCAGCCUCAGUGGUGCGGUGUGUGUUGUAGCGAGUACAGCAGCAGCCUGUCGUCACAUCUCUCCUCCACUCUUCAUCUGUUCAGUCUGCGGCGUGCUCCCCCCACACCCUACUACUGCCUCCCCCCCUCCAGCAACAGCUACAAGAUGAUGGUUCGCUGCGGCUGGAAACCAGGGACAGGGCUGGGGCCGGAGGGAGAGGGGCCGAAUCAACCAGUGCCAACAGUGCUGAAGAGAGACCAGGAAGGCCUGGGAUAUGGACACAUGAAAAAAGCCAAAGUGACUCACUUCCAACCCAGGGACUCUGCCGCAGUGAAACGACCACCCAAGGAGAAAGAGGACGGCAAAGGAAAGAGGAAGGAAGAGAGUAGGAGAAAAGAACAGAGAGACAAGAUCUGGGAAAGAGAUUUCCGUGCCUCUUUUUAUCUUUGAAACCUGCUCAAAGUGACUUUUGUAAAAGUUCUCUCUUCCAGACGCAUCUAAAAGUAUCUCUCAAACAGUACACCAAUCUGUUAUCAACAGGGGGGUUUAUAAGCUGCAGCAGCUCUGUAGCCUCUGCAGGAUGCUGGAACUUUGACAUGGAAGAAAAGUGAGUUUGUGUGAGUGAACGCAUGAAGAGUGGAUGCAGUGGCGUACGUAAUCACAGUGGAGGUGUUUGUAAAGGUGCAGGGAGAUGUUUUCCCACUUCGACUCUACCUCAGACCUGUUUCCUUAUAUGGUCAGUCUUGCUGCUGUUGUGCAACGACCAAAUAUGGCUUUGAUUUAUCUUUAUGAUUGUGUUUUAUUCCGUUUGACCUCAGUGGUGUUUACUCAUUGUAAACCAUUAAGACUGUUUCAUAAGGCCUUCAUUUAUUUAAUAUACAUCCACUCAUUAUGGUUCAUUAUCCAGGAAAAUAAAUGUUCUUAAUAUGAAA
Eleginops maclovinus (Patagonian blennie) is the source of this 2221-nucleotide messenger RNA. RefSeq names its product G patch domain and ankyrin repeats 1 (gene gpank1). Gene Ontology annotation, molecular function: nucleic acid binding; protein binding. Lineage: Eukaryota; Metazoa; Chordata; Actinopteri; Perciformes; Eleginopidae. The transcript is spliced from 4 exons. The coding region runs from base 636 to 1739 and encodes 367 amino acids. The record is from RefSeq and is a predicted model, not a curated record.